AUGAAUGAUGAUACGUUAAUUUUAUUAAAUGAAGGAAUUAAUUUGAUAUUUGAUAAAUGGACGGUUCUUCGGUUAGCUGUUACGAAUAAUUGGGGAGGAAUGAAUUCAGAAGAAAAAAAAAAAAAAUUAAUUGAAUAUGUAUAUAACUUUGUUUUAUCAAACAAUUUUCGUAAAAAUAAAUUAUGUGAUUUUUUAAGAGAUGAAAUGAAUACCCUCUUUAAUGUUGAAAUUGAAGAUGAUAGUGAUAUAGAAAUUGCAGAGUUAAUAUUAGAACUUUAUGAGAAUUUAAAAAAAAAAAGUUUUGAUAUAUUAGAAAAAAUUAGAAAAAUAGAAGUAUCUGAUUUAUCACAAUCUAAAGAAAAAGAAUUAAUAGAUGAGGUUGAAGUUACUGACGAGGAAUAUUCAAAUAGUGAAUACUCAGAUGAAAAUUACUCAAAUAGUGAAUAA
Plasmodium gallinaceum is the source of this 447-nucleotide messenger RNA. Its product is annotated as pre-rRNA-processing protein TSR2, putative. The record is from RefSeq and is a predicted model, not a curated record. Lineage: Eukaryota; Apicomplexa; Aconoidasida; Haemosporida; Plasmodiidae. Bases 1 to 447 code for a protein of 148 amino acids. The transcript is spliced from 4 exons. Gene Ontology annotation, biological process: maturation of SSU-rRNA from tricistronic rRNA transcript (SSU-rRNA, 5.8S rRNA, LSU-rRNA). Gene Ontology annotation, cellular component: nucleus.